AUGCCUUAUUACUCUGCAAUUUUCCGAGGACAUAUCAGACCUAACGCCGUCUUUGGUGCUGCCUCCAUGUUUAUUCAACAUAAUUCCGUUCAGCUUUAUCGGAGCCAUAAAUUGUUGUUAAGACCAUCGUCUUUAGUUAGGUCUCUUCAUUGUCGGAGGUCUAGGGUCUUGUCUGUGAGAGCAGGUCGUGGCGAUGGUUCUUCUUCUUCGACUCUUGGGUUAGAGUGGAGAACAUCAAAUUUACCUUAUUUUCAGAAACAAAGCUCUGGUUAUGGAAGAAUUGCUUACAACGAAUAUGAAUCUAGUGAUGAGUCUGACCAUGAUGUUGGGUCUUCUUCUCGGUCUCAACAAAUGGCGGGUUCGACUCUUGAUAACAUUGAUCAAUGGAGAUUUAAACUUACUAUGCUUCUACGGAACAAAGAAGACCAAGAAGUUGUGUCAAGGGAGAGGAAAGAUAGGCGUGAUUUUGAUCAUAUCUCUGCAAUGGCUACUAGAAUGGGAUUACACAGCCGUCAGUAUUCGAAGAUUGUUGUCAUUAGCAAAGCUCCUUUGCCAAAUUAUAGACCUGAUCUUGAUGAUAAGCGUCCACAAAGAGAGGUGGUUUUGCCUUUUGGCCUACAAAGUGAAGUAGAUGCGCAUCUACAUGCUUUCCUCGAUCAGAAAAAAAUAACGAUUCCGGAGAUGCCCAAUCAAAAUAGUAAUGAAAGUUUUGCAACUGAUUAUGGAAACUAUGAGAAACCAGAGACAGUGAUGCAGAAUAGUCUAGCCAGGGAAAGAAUACUCCGUCCUAGAAGUUUGCAAUUGAGGAGCAAGCAACAGCAAUGGGUGGAAUCUCCAGAAGGCCAGAAAAUGGUAGAGUUUCGGAAAACCCUUCCUGCAUACAAAGAGAAAGAGGCACUAUUGAAAGCCAUUUCAGCAAACCAGGUCAUAGUGGUUUCGGGAGAAACUGGUUGUGGUAAAACAACGCAGCUUCCCCAGUACAUAUUAGAAUCUGAGAUCGAGGCUGCACGUGGAGCUGCAUGCAGCAUCAUCUGUACCCAGCCUAGAAGAAUAUCUGCUAUUUCUGUUUCAGAACGGGUUGCUUCAGAACGUGGAGAGCAAAUAGGAGAAUCCGUUGGCUACAAAGUGCGUCUUGAAGGAAUGAGGGGGAGAGACACACGUCUGCUGUUUUGUACUACUGGUGUUUUACUUAGAAGGUUACUUGUGGAUCGUAGCCUGAAAGGUGUGACUCAUGUAGUUGUUGAUGAGAUUCAUGAACGUGGGAUGAAUGAAGAUUUCCUGCUUAUUGUCCUGAAAGAUCUCUUACCUCGUCGACCUGACCUAAAGCUGAUUUUAAUGAGUGCUACUUUGAACGCGGAUCUCUUUUCUUCUUAUUUUGGAGGUGCACCAGCCAUGCAUAUUCCAGGUUUUACAUACCCUGUCCGAGCCCAUUUUUUGGAGGAUUUUCUUGAGACUACUGGGUACAGGCUGACAGCAUAUAAUCAAAUUGACGAUUAUGGUGAGGAAAAGACAUGGAAGAUGCAAAAACAAGCUCAGUUCAAAAAAAGAAAAUCUCAGAUCUCCUCUGCUGUUGAGGAUGCUCUUGAAGCUGCAGACUUCAAAGGAUACAACUAUCGUACUAGAGAUUCUUUGGCAUGCUGGAGUCCUGAUUCCAUAGGCUUUAAUCUUAUUGAGAAUGUGCUUUGUCACAUUGUUAAAGGAGAGAGACCUGGUGCUGUUUUGGUAUUCAUGACCGGUUGGGAUGAUAUAAACUCCUUGAAGAAUCAGCUCGAAGCUCAUCAUCUUCUAGGAGACCCCAACAAAGUUUUGUUGCUUGCCUGUCAUGGAUCCAUGGCCAGCUCUGAGCAGAGGCUGAUUUUUGAAAGACCUCCAGAAGGAAUUAGGAAAAUAGUGCUGGCCACCAAUAUGGCUGAGACAAGUAUCACUAUCAAUGAUGUUGUAUUUGUGCUUGAUUGUGGUAAAGCAAAAGAGACGUCUUAUGAUGCGCUUAACAAUACCCCUUGUCUGCUUCCAUCUUGGAUUUCGAAGGCAGCUGCUCGCCAAAGAAGAGGAAGAGCUGGUCGUGUUAUGCCUGGAGAAUGUUAUCACCUUUAUCCUAGAUGUGUCUAUGAGGCUUUUGCUGACUACCAGCAGCCAGAACUCCUAAGGACUCCGUUGCAGUCUCUAUGUCUACAAAUUAAAAGCUUAAGACUUGGAAGCAUUUCCGAAUUUCUUUCCAGGGCGUUGCAACCUCCUGAAGCUUUAUCGGUCCAAAAUGCUGUUGAGUAUCUAACGACUAUUGGUGCUCUUGAUGACAACGAAAAUUUAACUGCUUUAGGGAGAAACUUGUCAGUGCUUCCUGUGGAGCCUAAACUUGGAAAAAUGCUUAUUUUAGGAGCUAUUUUCAACUGUCUAGAUCCAAUAAUGACAGUUGUUGCUGGUCUUAGUGUCAGGGACCCAUUCCUUAUGCCAUUUGACAAAAAGGAUCUAGCUGAAUCAGCAAAGUCCAAGUUCUCUGCCCAUGAUUUCAGUGAUCAUUUGACAUUGGUUCGAGCAUACAGUGGUUGGAAAGAAGCUGAAAGACGACAUGCUGGUCACGAGUAUUGCUGGAAGAACUUUCUCUCUGCCCAAACUCUUAAGGCCAUGGACUCUAUGCGGAAACAAUUCUUCUUUCUCCUCAAAGAGGCUUCUCUGAUUGAUAACAUUGAAGGUUGCAGUAAUCUUAGUCAUGAUGAACAUCUUGUCCGUGGAAUCAUCUGUGCUGGCCUGUUCCCUGGAAUUUCUUCUGUUGUUAAUAAGGAGAAGUCAAUUACACUCAAGACAAUGGAGGAUGGGCAAGUGCUUCUAUACUCAAGUUCUGUGAAUGGCAAUGUACCAAGGAUUCCCUUCCCAUGGCUAGUCUUCAAUGAAAAAAUCAAAGUCAAUUCUGUGUUUUUGCGAGACUCCACUGCUGUAUCUGACUCGGUGCUUCUUUUGUUUGGAGAUAAAAUCUCUUCUGGUGGAUUUGAUGGUCAUCUCAAAAUGCUGGGAGGGUAUCUAGAAUUUUUCAUGAAACCUACCUUAGCAUAUACAUACCUUUCGUUAAAAAGAGAGCUCGACGAACUUAUUCAGAAUAAGCUUGUAAAUCCAAAACUUGAUAUUCAACUAUACGACAAACUUAUGACAGCCAUUAGAUUACUUGUGUCUGAGGACCAAUGUGAAGGCAGAUUCGUCUUUGGCCGAAAAGCUCUAAUCCCUACACCGGCAAAGAAGUUGAAAGCAGUAGGGACUCAGCUGCAGAACAGCAGCGGGGAAAAUGACAAGAACCAACUUCAGACAUUGCUUGCCCGAGCAGGACACGGAACACCUGUGUAUAAGAUAAGAGAGCUUAAGAAUAACCAGUUUCGCGCUAUGGUUACUUUCAAUGGAUUGGAUUUCAUGGGAAAGCCAUGUGGUAGUAAGAAAAAUGCAGAGAAAGAUGCAGCUCGUGAAGCUUUGUUGUGGCUACAGGGCGAGUCCAAGUCGAGUUUGAAUGAUCUUAACCACAUGUCAACGCUCUUAAAGAAGAACAAAAGUAAAAAAACCACAAGGGCGUCAGCUAAAUGGGGUUAA
Messenger RNA from Arabis nemorensis, 3570 nucleotides. NCBI's taxonomy places the organism in Eukaryota, Viridiplantae, Streptophyta, Magnoliopsida, Brassicales, Brassicaceae. The record is from the annotation of a GenBank genome assembly.